Fulvia fulva is the source of this 2373-nucleotide messenger RNA. RefSeq names its product Vacuolar amino acid transporter 3. Gene Ontology annotation, molecular function: amino acid transmembrane transporter activity. The transcript is spliced from 2 exons. Gene Ontology annotation, biological process: amino acid transmembrane transport. The record is from RefSeq and is a predicted model, not a curated record. Bases 1 to 2373 code for a protein of 790 amino acids. NCBI's taxonomy places the organism in Eukaryota, Fungi, Ascomycota, Dothideomycetes, Mycosphaerellales, Mycosphaerellaceae.
AUGUCCAUGCCCACCACCAACGAUGGCGCCGGCAGUCCCUCCUCAGGCUCCAAGGCUAGACCUGUGCCCUCAGGCAGCAGACUGACGCAGCAGACAGACGCCAGCUGGGCCGGGUCGCCAUCACGGGCCUCGCGAACAGCUCGGCUAGCUGCUGAUCCCGUGGCUGCUGGCUCGCCGAGUGGCCGCUCUACGCCCAAUGUCCCCAUCCAGGAGAUGCAGCAGCAGAGUCAAGAGCCGCUGGCCGGAGCCUCAGGAACAUCGCUGCCCGGGCCGGGUCCUUCGUCGCUGUCACAAGCAUUGAGAGGAUCAGCCGGCCACUCUCCGUCCCGACAUGGCUCGCAGCCAGCCAUGAGGGAAUCCCAAGGCACGAAGCGCUACGAGAGCCCUGAACGAGAUCGGACGCCUGUGGGAUCCUUCACACCCGCAUCCUACGCAACACAGCUUGGCCGGAGCCCGAGUCGCGACCCGAACCAGAAAGAGGAUAUUGAAGUGCUGAAGAGGCAUCUGGUCGAUCCCAGAGCCAGCUCGCCUGCUGCAUCGUUCCACAGAGGUAGCGGCUUCCCGACAGAACAAAGAGAAGAUAGUCCUGCUGGCUUGGAAGAUGAGUUCUCAAGUCUGCAGCUACAAGGUGGAGACACGCAUCGCCACAUCUACAAGUAUGCCGAGAAGAAAGAGCGUGAACAAGAUCGCGAGGGCAGACUUCGACGAAGCAUGAGCUAUAGCCAGCCGAAACAAAACGACAACGACGACGAUGACGAUAUAUCGUUUAUACAAAUGCCAGGUGGCUUCCGACGAGACCAUCUGCGGCGAAAUGCAGGAUCGCCCGCUCCCUCGAGUACACGUCAAAGAGCAGGCUACGGCAGUAUCAACCAGAAUGUUGCUGGUGGAGGUUGUAAGGUCAAUCCCGAGCCUACUCGCCCACAGUUUCACACCAACAACUUUAUCGAGUUCUUGACCCUCUACGGCCACUUUGCCGGCGAAGAGCUGGAGGAAGAUGACGAAGUGCUCGAAGCAGACGAGUAUUUCUCAUCAGAUGCAUACGAAGAAGCCACGACGGAAGGAGGCGACCAGGACGAUGACCGAGACUAUGGCGAAGAUUCUGCUCUGCUCACACCUGGCAAGAGGAGACGAAAGAGGAAGCAUAGGUCAGAAGGGAAAGGUACACCCUUUGGAGCGGCCAUGUUGCUCCUUAAGUCCUUUGUCGGGACGGGUGUGCUCUUCCUUCCUCGCGCCUACUUCAACGGAGGUAUGCUAUUUUCGAAUGUGGUCCUCUUCUUCAUCGCCGCCUUGUCAUACUACUGUUUCAUCUUGCUGGUCAGCAUCCGACUAAAGGUACCUGCGUCUUUUGGAGACAUGGGCGGCAAGAUAUUCGGCAACUACUUCCGCAACUCCAUCAACUUCUCGCUGGUCAUAUCGCAGAUCGGAUUCAGCUCUGCAUACAUCGUCUUCGUUGCAGAGAACCUGCGAGCUUUCGUGCUUGCGGUGACACGAUGCCGGACCGAUAUCGACAUUGGCUUCAUGAUCUUGGCUCAGAUGAUCAUCUUCCUGCCCUUGAGCUUGUACAGAAAUAUCAACCAUAUCCAAAAAUUGGCUCUCUUGGCGGAUCUCUUCAUUUUACUUGGACUGAUCUACGUCUAUUACUACGAUGUCCAUACAAUCGUCAAGCAGCACGGCUUCGGCGAUUACGAAAACUUCAAUCCUGAAUACUGGACGUUGCUCAUUGGGACUGCCAUCUUCACCUUUGAGGGUGUCGGUCUUGUCAUCCCAAUUCAAUCUGGAAUGGCCGAACCGAAAAAGUUCCCCAAGGUCAUGGGUACAGUUAUGGUCAUUAUUACGGUUGUGUUCAUCUCUGCUGGAGCGCUCUCGUACGCUGCGUACGGCAGCGAGACGAAGACAGUUAUUCUGCUCAAUAUGCCACAAGAUGACAAGAUCGUGAACGCGGUGCAAUUCAUCUACAGCUUGGCAAUCCUGCUCAGCACACCUCUGCAGAUCUACCCAGCGAUCGAGAUCACAAGUCAACAACUAUUCAGCAGGACUGGCAAGUACAACCCAUGGAUCAAGUGGAAGAAGAACAUCUUCCGCUUCUUCAUGGUCGCACUGUGCGCAUGCAUCGCCUGGGCGGGAGCCAACGAUCUGGACAAGUUCGUUUCGUUGGUGGGCUCGUUUGCCUGUAUCCCGCUGGUGUAUAUCUACCCACCUCUGAUGCACUACCGCGCCGUCGCAACCAAAACAUGGCAGCGCGUCGCUGAUGUCCUCCUUGUGAUCUUCGGAGUUCUUAUGAUGAGCUACACGACUGCAUUGACGAUCAUUGCGUGGGCGAAUGGACAGCAGGAGAAGAGCCCGGGGUAUUGUGAUACUCUGCCCAGGAUGUGA